GCGCCAGAGCGCACACGCUCCUCCAUGUCGGUUCUUCCUCCGGGAGGAUUUCUGGAAAAAUAAUCACUUUGGAAGGAAGUUCUCCUUAAGUGCUCGUGGGUAACUGCUUUACGCGCGUCUUUGGAUGCGUUUUGUCAGUCGGAGCGCAGCGGAGCCAUGGAGGAUUUACGCAGAGCUCCAACAUCCUGAUGUGUUUGGAAAAUGUUGGAUUUUCUCGCCGAUUUCCCGAGAUCCAAUAAUGAGUGAUAUUCCCGCUUCCGGUGGAAACGUCGGCUUUAAUCCCUCGCUGAUUACGGCGCUCAGAUGGAUUGCGUCCUGCGCGCCAGCCGGGUCACAUCAGGGACUUGUCGGCUGAAUUCCACCGCCAUGCUGGAGUCCUGUGUGCUGAUCUAGAGCCGUUUGAGAGAGCGCGCCCCGACCUGCUCCGCCUGUGCCAGCAUGAGGAGAGCCGUGCUAAAAGAAGCCGCCAAGAGGUUCCCCUGGCUGGCCAACGUCACUCUGUACGGCUGCCUGUUCGCCGGCGGGGACCUCGCGCACCAGCUCAUCGCUCAGAGGGAGCACAUAGACUGGAAACACACGCGGAAUGUCGCCAUCGUGGCCAUCACUUUCCAGGGAAACUUCAAUUAUUUCUGGCUGCGCGCGCUGGAGAGACGCUUUCCCGGGAAGUCUGCGGGGAUGGUUUUCCGCAAACUUCUGCUGGACCAAAGCUUCGCGUCGCCUUUGGCCACCAGUGUCUUCUACACAGGGGUGAGCUUUUUGGAGGGAAAGGAGGACAUCUUUGAGGACUGGAGGGAGAAGUUCUUCAACACCUGGAGGACUGGACUCAUGUACUGGCCCUUCAUGCAGUUUCUGAACUUCGCCCUGAUGCCGCUCCACCUGCGGACCGCCUUCAUGGGCUGCUGCGCCUUCCUCUGGGCCGCCUUCCUGUGCUUCUCCCGGCAGAACGGCGACGGCACCGCCACCGUGGCGCUGGCCUUCGUCAUGGACCCCAGGAAGACUCUGGAGGAGAUGAGGGAGGCUCGGCUGGCCCGGAGGAGGAAGCAGAUCCAGAGGGAGAACUGAGGGAGGAAGAGGAAGAGGAUGCUGCUCCUGAGAUGAAGGAGGAACUGGAGCAGCAUCUCUGAGCUGAAGACUUUCUAUCUGUCACACGCACAAACCCAGCAGAGAAACACCUGCAGGAAACCUCUCAGGUGAGUCGGCAGGAAUCAUCUGAACGGACCUGAAAGGCUGCAAUAAUAUUUAAUAACAGUUUAUAGAAGAAAAGAUCUGGAGAAGGAAACGUUAGUUUGACCUGCAGGUCUGAGCGCGCUCGCUUUUCUCUGGAGGAUUUCUCUAACAAAUGUUCAGAUGAAGCUCAAAGUAGAGAACAGAAACACAAAAACAUUCAUUUAAAGUCGAAUUCCACCAGUUUAUGUGAGAAAAGUCCAAAAAUAAACACAACAACAUGAAAGACGGUCGUAUGAUUAAAAUCACCCGUAAAAGCAACACCGCCCCCGCUCCUCUCCCCAACCCACCUUAAACCACAGCAGAGAGUGAUUGAUUACGUCAACCUUUGAGGUGUUUUAUUCACCUUUUUAAAUGAUUACUUUUUUAUUUUUAUACAUGAAAUGAGUGAAUGAGUGGUGGUGCGUCAAACUGUUUAA
Oryzias melastigma (Indian medaka) is the source of this 1643-nucleotide messenger RNA. RefSeq names its product MPV17 mitochondrial membrane protein like (gene mpv17l). The record is from RefSeq and is a predicted model, not a curated record. Bases 439 to 1062 code for a protein of 207 amino acids. Lineage: Eukaryota; Metazoa; Chordata; Actinopteri; Beloniformes; Adrianichthyidae. The transcript is spliced from 4 exons. Gene Ontology annotation, cellular component: cytoplasm; membrane.